Molecule: messenger RNA, 1745 nt
Organism: Xylaria bambusicola
Lineage: Eukaryota; Fungi; Ascomycota; Sordariomycetes; Xylariales; Xylariaceae
Exons: 2
Coding region: 485-1462 (325 amino acids)
Source: RefSeq, a predicted model, not a curated record
CCACGUCGGCCAGCCCCUCGCUUACAUCCUGUCCCUGCUCGCCUAUCAUAGGACUGAAGGACUGACUGUUCGGACUGUUUGUGUAGGGCUCGUUCUUUGGUCGGGAUCUACAGCCCAGUGCUUCCCUGUUCUACGUUGAAUGCCGGUACCCAUUAUCGCAUGGCGAGAUUGUGUGAGAUUGAGUGAUUGCUCAGCCUGAGACCCCCAUUCAUUCCCGCUGUGCUGCUUAACCCGAUGCUUACAUUAUUCCCAUCUCCGUGACCCCCAUUAUCAAUCCUACAUUCCUGCCACCGUCAGGUCUGGUAGACAGACACAUCGUUGGGACAACAUUCCAGAGUGAGACUAGCCAGUACCCAUGUGAUCGUCAACAACCAAACCGCCUGGAUCGCCGACGAGCAUGCUGCUGUGUCGACGCAGUGUUCCCGCCCAGAGCACUACAGCCCAGCCAAGAUAAGCCUAAGACUGAUCUACAGAUCGUACUACGAUGGCCAUCCAAAGAUCACCCGCCAGAUCCGGACGGGGCGGCGGCUUCUUAACGUCGGCCUUACGCUUUGCAGGCUACGACUUCGACUGUCGCUCUACAACCCCGACUUCACAGGCUAAUUCCACCAAACCCGGCGCAGGCGGCGUGUCGGCAGGAGGGAGGUAUAUGCAUACGCUCCCGCCAGACGUGGAGUCUGCCAGGUCCCUCUUAGAGGAGUACAGCGGGAUUCCUCCCGAACAUGUGGACACCCACGUUUACCAGAUGCGCGAUCGGCUUUGGGAUGUGUAUCCGUUUGCCUGCGUGGGGCGAUUCCGCUUCUUGUCCUUCGAAUUCACCGCGGACGCCUACUACCAAGUAGCCCUCUUCCGGCUACUGCAGGCUCAGACUGAACCCGAACCCGCCGAGCACGAGACACGUCUGCUAGAUGUAGGCUGUUGCGUCGGCCAAGUGCUGCGCAAGCUCGCCUUCGACGGCGUCGACUCCUCGCGGCUCUACGGAACCGACGUCGAGCCUCGAUUCCUGGACAUCGGCUACGAACUGUUCCGCGACCGGAACACGUUCCAAGCUGACUUCGUGAUCGGCGAUCUGGUCAAGCAAGGUGAAGGCGACGAGAGACUCGAUGUCCUCGACGGGAAGAUGACCUUCAUCCACGCGACCAGCUUCUUCCACCUCUUCACCUGGGACGACCAGGUGCGCGCCGCGAUCCGGAUGGUGCGGUUCCUGCAGCCAGGACGACGAGACGCCAUGAUCUUCGGCCGCCAGGUCGGCACGGUGCUGCCCAGGGACAACGGCAAGGCCGGGAGCGACAAGGUCUAUCUACACAACGCCCACAGUUGGCAGCGGUUAUGGGACGAAGUUGGAGAGCGCACUGGCACGAAAUGGAAGACUACUAUGGAACCGACGGAAACGAUAGAAACUGGCGCCGGGGGCGUGGAAAGCUCAUUGCGGAAGAUGACUUUUAGCGUCGUGAGGGGUUAAUUCAUUGGAUUACUAUUAGAUGGGUGAUUGGGCGGGCUUAUUUUCACAUCUUUAGCGGACAGCAUUAGCAAGGGGGUUAAUUACUACGCAUAGCAUCUUGGAUAGGGGUUUUCGGAGCGAGCGUUCCUCAAGUGCACGGCACACACAUUGUAUUCAUUGAGGCUUUUGCUCCAAAUAGCGAAGGGCGGCGGGUAUUUGUAUGGGAGUUUUUGGUGGGGGGUCCUCUGUCAUUCGUUAUCUUGCUACUUGAGAAGGGGGGGAAGGAAAUAUCAUUAUGGGUUAU